Molecule: messenger RNA, 303 nt
Organism: Enterobius vermicularis (human pinworm)
Lineage: Eukaryota; Metazoa; Nematoda; Chromadorea; Rhabditida; Oxyuridae
Source: the annotation of a GenBank genome assembly
AUGCAAGAACUUAUCAAGCUUCUUUUUGGUACAAUUUCGGAAAAUCCAAAAGCUUCCGAGGAGGGCUUGGUUAAGCUGGUCGAGAAUAUGACGGCAGUUAUCGAUGAACAGUUCAAAAUCACGACAAAUUUCAUCACAGAGACCAUUCUUAAAUCGUUUCGUAAUUUAGCAUUUAUGAACCACGAGACGAUAGAAGAAAUGAAGUCGAUAUUUUACAAAAAUCUGACGGCACUAAAAGGACACGAAUUUAUGGAUGGGCUUAAAGCAAAGUCAUCCAACCUCUUUAAAGCUCUAUCUUCAUAA